This is a messenger RNA of Dendrobium catenatum, 525 nucleotides long. RefSeq lists its product as uncharacterized. The record is from RefSeq and is a predicted model, not a curated record. The coding region runs from base 1 to 525 and encodes 174 amino acids. Lineage: Eukaryota; Viridiplantae; Streptophyta; Magnoliopsida; Asparagales; Orchidaceae. The transcript has a single exon.
AUGAAGUCCUUUAUAACAUGUAAUGAUUUACAUGAGGUUGGGUGUAUUGGACCCAAGUACACUUGGUGCAACAAUAAGAAGAGAGCUGAAAGAAUCCUUGAGAAGUUAGAUAGAUGUCUUCUAAAUUCAGCAGCUUUGAAAUCUUCUCACCGUUUGGGGGUUAGGCAUUUGGCUAGAGUUGCAUCGGACCAUUGUCCGAUUUUGUUGAACUUAUUGGAUUUCAACUUUCCGUGUAAGAAGAAUAUCAAGUUUGAAGAUAUAUGGGCCUCAAUUCCAGCUUCAAUGGCAGUGGUUAGAGAUGCAUGGAGGAGAAAAUCUGUUGGAGAAUUUCCUCAAAUUCUGAAUCAGAAGGUGAAUAGAUCUCUAAAGGCUUUGUGUUAUUGGAGUAGAACUAAGUACAAAGACUUAAAUCAAUCUAAAGAUGAGCUAAAUAAAGAAAUUUUGGAUUUGCAAUUGAAGGAGGCUGAAUUCGGUCUUCUUUCAGAUGAGGAUAUGUGGCUAUUGAAAACAAAAAUCGAUGCUUAG